AUGACUGAACUAACAGAAAUUUUGAAGAAAGAGAGAUCACAGGAGGAGAAGAAAAUCAAAGUUAUACUAGUGUAUAUACUCACCUAAAUAGAUAAAAUGGAAGUUAUAUUAUUUAUAUAUAAAUCUAUAUUCAUAGAGAGAGAUAAACAAUAUUGAGAUGACGGUAAAUGGAUGCCAUUCCUACUACUGCCGUUCUUUAAAUUGGUGCGGCGACGAUUACGUUUCUCACUCGCUCACAUCAACGGCCCUUUCAUCACGUGCCUCUCCCUCUCACUCUUCCUUUCUGUUUCCGCCUUUUUCUUUUCUUUUUUCCUCUGCAGUUUUCUGUUUGUUUCUCUCAAAAUCUUUCGGCCGUUUCGUUCUAUCCCAAAUCUUCUUUGACGGUGCUUCUUGGUUUUAUAUAUUGGCCCCUUCUGGUAUCACAUUCAUUUGUGAUUGUGGGUUUAUAGAUAUAGAUAGAGAAAGAGUUCUAGAGAGAGAGAGUGAGAUGGAAGGAGGGAAGCAGGUUGGUUCUUCAUCAUCAUCUUCCUCUUUCACUUCUGAUCUUUUUGGUUCCAAUGAGUCGUCGUCUAUUUCUCCUUCUUCUGGGAUUUUAGGCUCUAUCUUUGCACCUUCAUCUAAGGUGGUGGGGAAGGACUCUCUGCACUGCGAGGAGGGUGUGAAAAAGCAAGAAAAUGCAAGCCAAUUUUGGAAUACCAAAAUAACCAAACCUGGAGCUCCGGACACUAACCCUCAGAGCAGAGAAGGAGAAGGGCAGAGCAUACCGAAUAGGGACAAGAGUUCCUUUUAUCAGGAAGAAAGAGGGCAACCAUGCCAUCUGAGCUCGUCCAUACACUAUGGUGGUCAAGAUUUCUAUUCCUAUCCUCAGAAUAAACAGAGCUCCGGGUACCCAACUUUGAACAAAGAUGAAGAUGAUUCCGGCAGUGCUUCAAGGGGAAAUUGGUGGCAAGGAUCUUUAUAUUACUAAGACCUUACCACCAAUGGCGUGUGAAUUUCCUGUACCUAGGAGGAAGUCAUGAACAUAGUUCAUUGCAGAUGGCUAGCCGCUUAUCGUCACUUCCUCCAGCCAAAACAUCAAAGCCAUCAUAUGUACUCAAAACUUAUAUGUGCUCUCUUUUGCCCCUUUUGUUUUCCUCUCUUUUUUUUUUAAGCAACUGUAAAUGAUGUUUUGUAUGUUGAAAUAAUUGCUCUUGUAGCUACUAGUAAACAAGUUGCAGAUAUGUACACCUAUGUUUUAAGGUUUUUUGGUCUUAGAAUGUUGAACGAAAAAUGCAUGAGAGCUGGAAAUUCCCUUUCAUCAAAUUUUCUUGAA
Molecule: messenger RNA, 1312 nt
Organism: Cornus florida
Lineage: Eukaryota; Viridiplantae; Streptophyta; Magnoliopsida; Cornales; Cornaceae
Exons: 6
Coding region: 158-967 (269 amino acids)
Source: RefSeq, a predicted model, not a curated record